Bacillus rossius redtenbacheri is the source of this 1021-nucleotide messenger RNA. RefSeq names its product ejaculatory bulb-specific protein 3-like. The transcript is spliced from 3 exons. Bases 148 to 501 code for a protein of 117 amino acids. The record is from RefSeq and is a predicted model, not a curated record. Lineage: Eukaryota; Metazoa; Arthropoda; Insecta; Phasmatodea; Bacillidae.
AAACCGAAGUCGCGCUAACGAGCCCGCUUGUCACGUAUAUAAGGACGUGUUCAGGAGGAUGCCCCAAAUCUCCCCGACAUCUCGCCGCGGCAGUCAGCGAGACCAGGCUGCGUCACGUGACAGGGAAGGCCAUCCAGCGAGGUCGCCAUGAGCCGGAGCGCGACGGUGGCGCUGUUCGCGGCGGUAGCGGCGGUGUCCGGAAGCUUGCUGCCCGACCCUCAGCAGCUGGUGAAGGACGAGGCCGCGCUCGGCAAGUACACGGCCUGCCUGCUAGGUGGCGACACCUGUGAGCCGUGGACGGAGGAGGCCAAGCGCUACAUCCCCUCGGCGCUGAAGGAGGGCUGCAAGGACUGUCCGCAGGAACACAAGAACUUCUACAGGGUCGUCACCAUCCACCUGAAGCAGAACCAGCCCGAGGUCUACAAUGCCCUAGCUAAGCACUACGACAAGGACGGCGUCUACGAGAAGAAGGUGCUGGAGUUCGUCUACGACACCAACUAGAGGGUGAUCGCGCCGACUUGAAGCAACCUACAAGAGAAGUGUUGUAUUGCGAUAUACCAAAAAAAUGUACUGUCCAUAUUUCAAGCAUUGCCCAAGAAAUCGCUCGUACUGUUCAUCACCAACACCAAAUGAGAUGUUAUGGUGCCGCCCGUGGGCGUAGAUCCCGGGGCCUGGCCCCUGGAAUUGAGAAGCCCCACACUGAGGGGGCCACUCACCCACUUGCACUUGCAACAUUGUGACUUUGAAAAUAGGUCGAUAAACAUUGUAAUGUCAAAAUAAUAUUUUAUGGAAAACUUUGUGUAUAUUAUAAUUUUUUGUGCUUACUGCAUUCACUUAGUUCAAAACAAGGGCAGCAUACAAAUUACACCGUAUCCAGAGAUGGUGAGUAGGUUGACCCCACGCACAAUACCCUCGGGCCGCACGGGUUGGGUUCCCCUUGUGCAUCCCUGAUGCAUUCUGUUAAAAUAUAUAGCCCAAACUGUGAUUGUAUACAUCAAUAAUAAAAUGAGACAUAUUUGAA